Prunus dulcis (almond) is the source of this 1328-nucleotide messenger RNA. RefSeq lists its product as uncharacterized. The transcript has a single exon. The coding region runs from base 201 to 884 and encodes 227 amino acids. Lineage: Eukaryota; Viridiplantae; Streptophyta; Magnoliopsida; Rosales; Rosaceae. The record is from RefSeq and is a predicted model, not a curated record.
ACAUUCAUUAUUUAUAUAACCUGGUUGCUUCCAACAUUUCCCACCAAAGUCUUCUCCCACAUCUCACCCUGCUCGCUGCAGGGAGAGGGGACAUCCCAACCGGCCGUGGGAUAAAGAAGAAGAAGAAGAAGACCACAGGCGCCCGUUGCACCUAGGCACGGCCCUUAUAUCCCCCAUCAAUUAAUUAAUCUAAUUAAUUAAUGGAACCCAAGUCAGACAGCGUGAUCAUCACCAUCGCCCCCAGCAACAAGGGUCCCGGUCCUAGUCCUACUCCUACGGAUAUUAUUGAUCAUACUAGUAUUAAGGAGGCGGCUGAUGAUCAUCAUCAUGAUGUCGGCCCCACCUCACCCGCUGCACCUGCACCUAAGAAGAAGCGUAGUGGAGGAGCUAUGCACAUUCUCCAGUUGGCCUUCUUUAUGCUCCGACGACGACAUCGUUCAGAUGGAAAAUCCAAACCCACCUCCUUCGAAGGUCAAGCUCAAGCCCUGGCCUCAACAAAAGGUACGUGGAAGCGCCUCGUAGGGUCCAUCCGCCCCUUGCACCUUCAAACCACCAGCAACCCCACGCCGCCAUCCUCCGUACACAGAUCUGCUCCAAGUGAGCGAUACGAGGACGUGCUCCCUCCACCCAUGUCUCCGGCGCGAACCGACGACCUCUCCUCCGAAGAUGGCAUGACUAGCCAAUACGCCUCUGCCGUCAAUCUCCAAGAGCUAGACCGCACCGACGAAGACAACGACAACUCCGCCAUCGUCAACCCCAACAUUGACGCAAAGGCGGAGGAGUUUAUCGCUCAAUUCUAUCAACAGAUGAGGCUUCAGCGCUUGGAUCGCUUGGAUUCCGUCCAUCUCAGUUGCAACGACACCAUUCGGAGGUCAACCAGUUGAGAUCGAUCCAUCCGUCUACCUAGCUGGUACUACAAUAUGCAUGCAUACAUACAUAUCCAUGCCCGCAUAUAUCAUGCAUGCAGGUAUAUAUGUACGUUGCUUCGCCUUCGCCUGGGUCAUGAUAUAUAAGCGCUCCCUCCAUCAUCCUCAGUAAUAUGCAUGGCUGCAACUCAACUAGGAAAGGACAUGCAUGCGCAAGCAAAGCAGCACUUACGUAUAACCUUCAUUUGCAUGCAUUCACGCUGGCUAACUUGGGUUCCUUAAUUAUACAUGUAUAAGUACCCAUAUUUAUAUAUAUAUAUAUAUAUAUAUAUAUGGGCUACGUACCUAGUUAUAUAGCUAGCUAGCUGGUGUGUGUAUUGUACCUAAUUUCGGAAACCAAAAAAAGAAAAAGAAAAAAGAAAAGUUUGAAUAAUGUUCAAUCUAUCUUUUAUUUGAUUUUAA